Cucumis melo (muskmelon) is the source of this 1178-nucleotide messenger RNA. RefSeq lists its product as uncharacterized. Lineage: Eukaryota; Viridiplantae; Streptophyta; Magnoliopsida; Cucurbitales; Cucurbitaceae. The transcript is spliced from 2 exons. Bases 126 to 962 code for a protein of 278 amino acids. The record is from RefSeq and is a predicted model, not a curated record.
AGUGGACACAGAUGAAGAUGCCGGAAUCGAAGAACUUACUUCAAAGCUGUAACGUACAGACAGAUUUCAGUAUGAGUACGAAAAGAACUUUGUUCGAACAGUUUUCAUCAUCUAUCCUAUGAUUGAUGAUUGAGAGAGGAGAGAGAAAGAGAGAUCUUGGGCUUAUUGGGCUUAUUCGAAAUGGGCCUUGCCAUGGUCUAUACGGCCCAAAUGAUGCUCUUGAAUGGUUGCUCCGAAUGAAAUUCAACAACCAAUUCGGGAACAACAGGGAGAGAGAAAGAGGUCCCAGAACGAACAGGGAUCGAAGCAGAAUGGUGAAUCCGAAAUUAUCAAUCUUUCUUCUCAAUCUCUGGUGUUUUCUCAGUCUUUACAUCGCCAUCGAAUCACCCCAAUACGCUGUUGUUCAUUCAGAAUCAGACUUCGAAAUCAGAUUUUACAGAAAGUCCACUUGGAUCUCUGCUCCCGUCCAAAACCCAUCCUUCGAGAAAGCUACAAAAAAUGGUUUCCACAGACUGUUCCAGUAUAUACAAGGUGCCAAUCUGAAUUGGUCAAGGAUUGCCAUGACUGCUCCUGUCUUGACCAGCAUUGUCCCUGGGGCUGGCCCUCUUCACUCUUCCUCUUAUCUUGUUCAAUUCUAUCUGCCACUUAAGUUCCAAGCUUCACCCCCUCUUCCUCUUCCUGAACUGAAAUUGAAGCCCUGUGAUUGGGAAGCUCAUUGUGUUGCAGUUAGGAAGUUCUCUGGAUUUGCAAGGGACGAGAAGGUGAUAAAGGAAGCAGAGAAACUUGCCACCAGCUUGAGUAGGUUCCCUUUGGCGAAUUCCACCUCUGAGAGGGGUUAUGCAUAUGCCAUUGCCCAGUACGACUCUCCCUUCCGGUUGAUUGGACGAGUAAAUGAAGUCUGGGUCGAUGUUGAUGCAGCUGAUUUGGAGGGAUGUAAAUCUAGUGCCAUUGCUGCAUUUUAAUCUUGAAGUAGGGAGGAGGAACUUAUGUUUCAAUCUGUCCAUAUGAAGUUUGCUGGAUAUGUAUUUCAAUUUCGGUUAACAUGUCUGCUUCGUCUAUCUGCCUAUGUAAAUCGUUCACUUCCUAGUGAACGUUAUGUACUUUAGAGACAACUCCAUGUCUAACACAUUAUCCUAGUGAACAAGUAUACUAAUAUAAAUAGAAACUUUGCAGUAAAA